AUGUCGAAGGAGGUGUUGGAAGUAGUGAAAUUGUUUUUCUUAACGAACGAAAAGCUUCAACCUGUUCUUGAAGGAUUACACGAGACGAUCUUCAAGACUAAAAGUAUAGAAGAGUUAUUUAUAGUAGCAUACCCUGUCUUGUCACGGUACUUUGUUAACCCAGACGUUCCAUUUGAAGAGCGAUUUGGGUUAUUAGACAGUAUAGUUCGCUUAAUUACACCAAAUAAUAUCACACACUUAGUCUCAUUAGUACAAGCGAAUCAUGCCCUUUCUAAUCCAGAGAGUCCAGUUGAGCCAAGUGUCUAUUUAGGUAUUAAACAGAUCAUUGAACAUAUUAAUGCUAUUAAAGGACUAAUAGAGUCCGACUGUGAAAAAAAAGAGAUGAUGCCUCAAAGUGUCAUAUCACAGAUCUUCACUGUAAUGUUGGACUACACUGCUAAACUCAAUGAAGAGUGUGUUGUGCCGAUCAGUGACUUAUUGGAACCAAUCAAUAAACCCGCAGAGGUCAUCGACAAGACAAUUCGACUCAACCAAUUGAAGAGCAAAUUUUUGAUGUUACUGUCACACGCCUCCACAGAACAACUCAAACGUGUUGUCGACCACCUUGACAAGAAAAAUUGUGAAGACGGGUUUGAUUUCUCCGUCGACGUGGAUCAAUUUGAUUUGGACAAGCUUGUGUACUUUUGUGGGUUACUCCAAUGA
Molecule: messenger RNA, 702 nt
Organism: Entamoeba invadens IP1
Lineage: Eukaryota; Evosea; Mastigamoebida; Endamoebidae
Exons: 1
Coding region: 1-702 (233 amino acids)
Source: RefSeq, a predicted model, not a curated record